Spirometra erinaceieuropaei is the source of this 1275-nucleotide messenger RNA. Lineage: Eukaryota; Metazoa; Platyhelminthes; Cestoda; Diphyllobothriidea; Diphyllobothriidae. The record is from the annotation of a GenBank genome assembly.
AUGGUCUCACGGCGUAGUGACGGCGUUUGUCUUUGGGGCGCAUUAAUUGCUACCGCUGGACGAGGACCACUCGUUGACUUUGUCGACUCCUUCGGCGACCCAACUUUUAACGAUAUCAGCGGAGAUGCCCUGGGCUCCUCCACUAACCUGUCCCCCGGGGGUGAUGAUCAGUAUUUCAGCCGAGUGGUGUGGCUCACGGCCGUAAUCUCUCCCCUCCCCCUGCCCGCACGGACCAACGAUAUAAUGUUCUCACGUUGCUGCACUCUAGCAGUCUCUGAUGAUGAGCUCUACCUCGAGCUCGAAAACUCAGGCUAAUAAAACCACCCUCCCGGUGAUUGCGCCUUUGUUUUCCCCUCAACAAGCACCUGGGCCGGCCGUAUCCUAGCUGCGCACACGAGAUCCCAGCCGCUCUUAUUGUAACUCUCUGCAUAUGAUGGUGUGUUCAGACGAGAAAUUUAGCCCUCUCUGUCUCUGUGCCCACCCCCGGUUAUCUUGACCUUGUCUUCUCAUCGAAACACAGUGAACAUGGGACGAGUGAGUAGUGCAGAUGCAAGUCUGCCUUGCUACAAACAGCCUGACUUGCAGACCACCAGUACACCCACCUGGUGCGACAGUGACGAACUUAGUCGCUUGUGAUGGUUAAGCUAUCGCCUUCCGAUAGUCUUGUUACCGUUAUGUCCGGUUAUAACCCAUCCAUCUUUUUCUCCUCAUGCAUUCGCAGAACCUGAUCCCACAAGACGCGGUGAUUCAAGAUGCUGGGAAAUCUUGCUCUGGGAUCCAAAGAAUUUUAACGACGGCGAUGCCAAGUCUCAGGAAGCCCGUAGGUUUCUUGUUUGAUCCUUUUUCUCUUCUUCAGGCUCUCUGUUACUUCCUGUCUCAUGUAAAGUGUUAUUUUUAAUUGGCCAGACAAGUCUACACUGGUUUUACGUUCCGUUUUUUUUUUUCUGAAGUUUCUCGCCUCAUGACCAUUGCGUGCUCCCCUGCGGUGCGUACCUGCGGUCUGAACAUGGAGUACACGUUCCACCUUCUCUGCAAAUUCAAGGGCAACAUGGAGCAAAGUUUGCGUGCGCUUCUGCAGGAAUCCUUCAUUGUGUUGGAUAACGUUUACGCUGGUGAGUCUGCCGACCCCCGUUCUCGAGCGAUUGUUUUAGCGAGAGGAGGCUUGGAGAUAUCGCCAUUCUUCAGAUCCAAACUCCCUUCCGUUUAGAAUUUCCUUGGUCAUCUGGUGUCGUUUCGCUGGCAGCUUGCCCGCCUCUCAACAUGGCAACAAAAUAG